UAAAGAUGCCCUGAAAAUGGCGUUCCGUGUUUCUGUGAUCAUUGUUCAGAUGUGCGGUCUGUGUUGAUUAGCUUGCGUAUGAUCAUUCAUAUGGUAUGUGAAGAUUAUCCAGAAUGAUGAAGCAAAGCAAACAGAGGUGUACCAGUGAUCUGUUGCAUCACUGGGUUGAGAAAAAUGUGGUAGAUUAAAGUCAUUUUGCUAGAAAUGGCUGACUACCAUAUGUUAAAUGAUGGAGUGUUUGGUGUGGGAGGAAGUGAUAUCAUGGAAGAAACAGCAAAUUUGGUGAAUGCUGUCAGUUACAGUCAUUCUGGUUCUGUAAACACUGCAGGCCAAAGUAUGAUGUCACAAAGCAUUCCUGGUACACCUGGGCAAAAUCCAAAUGUGAUGAUGCAAGGUAUGGUGUCCAUGCAGCAGUCACAGACUGGAGCACCAUUAUCAGCUGGGGGCAUGACUUCAUAUCACCAAGGAGCAAUGCAUGGUUAUUCACAAAGUGAAGUGCCUCAAAAACUUCAUCAGUAUUCUGUUUAUGGUAGUCAGUUACAAGCUGGUGGCAUGGCUGGGCAAUAUGUUUCUGGUGGACCGAGACUGCAUCAUCUUAGCGAUCAUAUGUCAUCAAUGCCUGAUCAACCUCAGCAGUCCUCUCCAAGAACUGUUGUUCCAAAUCAAAUGUACCAGAAUCGAACCAUGACAGGUAGUCAUUAUGGUCAGCAAAUUUCUCAUAAUAAUGCAGCAUCAGCACAGAUGUCUCAGGGGGCAGCUCAGUAUCCAGGUCAUUAUGCUUCUGUUCAACAUCAUUCUAUGCCUCAACAUUCAGUACAGCAGGUUAAUCAGAAUGCAGAUUUGUGGCAGAAUUCAAUGACACAUUCUCAGAUGACACGUCCAUGCAUGCCUACGUCACAGAGUUAUUCUCAACAUCAAAUGGUGCCUAGCCAACACGGAGCCACUUCCUUAAACCAUUCUCCAAUGACUAUACAAGGUCAAAGGCCUUCUACUCCAAAUCAAAGCCAGUACAUGAGUAAUCAAGAAUAUGCAGCAUCUCAUGCUGCAUCCCAGCAGACUUCAAUGCAACGACCUCCUGUUUAUAAUAUGAAUUCUACAUCUGUGAAUCAGAAUGGUUCUCUGGUGGGGCAGAUGAACAAUACACCUCAGUCUGGUUUAUCUCAAAAUCUUAGUUCUAUUUCUCAAACUGAACAAGCUAUGACAUUUCCUCAGGGACAUUAUGGAACAUCUCAAACACCAAGUAAUAGGCCACAUUAUAGUACUACUGGUGCUGUUGGUAGCACUGUUGGACAUUCACCUCAACAGCAUGUGAUGGGUCAACAAAUGAUGAAUGUUAGGCCAUCUGUUCAUCAAAUGGGAUAUUCUCCUGUUUCUUCGCGUGUUAACUCAGGUCAACAGCAUACAAGUGCAGUUCCCCCUGGUAGUCCAGCAAGACUACAGCAGUAUCACCCUCCAUUUUCUCCUAAUCAAACGUACUCUGCUACGCAACCUUCUCCUAGACCUGCAAAUCCAGAAUCUGUUACUCCACCUCAUUUACAUUAUUCAAAUUCUCAACCACAUGUGCAAGCACCAAUGAGUCCACAAUAUCGAAGUCCUUUCCCUGCGCAAGUGACUCAUUCUCCGCAGCACUUAACUCCUACUCCUCCUGCUGAGGUUUCUGUGCCUCCACCUCUUACACCAGAGCGAGGUUUACAGUCGUCUACUCCUCAAUCUCAGGGAAGUUACCAUAGCCCUAGUACUACUCACUUAACAAGUCCAGGACAGGGCCAUUCUCCAGGGAAUUCAAAUGCUCCGUCCAGUUUGCAGCAUUUGGAACAGAUGGUUUUACCUCGUGUGAGCACAGGUCCUUCGACAACUCCUACAGCAUCUGCUGUAAGCCAGUGGUCUAUCUGCCCCGCCUUUUCUCAUGUAUCUCAGGCACAUUCUCACCAUACCUACCUUAACCAGCCACAUUCUGUGGCUCAGCAGCCAUCUUCUUCUGUGAGCAAUGUGCCAAAUUCUCAACCUCUUCAACCAAGUGUUCCAUCUGUUUCCACCUUGUCAAAUUCUAGUUUUCCUGCUGAUGAAAAUACACCUGUAGACUCUUCAGCAGCUUAUGGUUCAGACAAUAGUUCGGGUAUCCCCACUGUAAAUACUACCGAAGCAAAUGUUUCAAGAGUAACCAUGCCUGCAAAUGUUGGAUCUAUGCCAACCUCUGAUGCCAAGAGUCAGAUGAGUUGUGCUCCAAGUUCUGUAUCUGAUUCUAUGAUGGCCUCAUCCCAUCAAUACAACAUGCUUGGCAAGACACCCUACCAAGGAAGUUCAUCAUCUGUUACAUAUGAAAUGCAGCAGAUUCAACAAGAACUUCAGCAGUUAUAUGGCAUGCAUCAAAGUCCAGAAAUUCAUGAAAAA
Molecule: messenger RNA, 2391 nt
Organism: Stegodyphus dumicola
Lineage: Eukaryota; Metazoa; Arthropoda; Arachnida; Araneae; Eresidae
Molecular function (GO): protein binding; ATP binding
Source: RefSeq, a predicted model, not a curated record